Telopea speciosissima is the source of this 776-nucleotide messenger RNA. RefSeq names its product phosphopantetheine adenylyltransferase 1. The coding region runs from base 193 to 762 and encodes 189 amino acids. The transcript is spliced from 7 exons. Gene Ontology annotation, biological process: coenzyme A biosynthetic process. Gene Ontology annotation, molecular function: pantetheine-phosphate adenylyltransferase activity; dephospho-CoA kinase activity. The record is from RefSeq and is a predicted model, not a curated record. Lineage: Eukaryota; Viridiplantae; Streptophyta; Magnoliopsida; Proteales; Proteaceae.
AACACAUGUUUGCAACAAAAGUGUUGAGAGAUUGAAAUAUGACACCUUCUUGGCUAUUGGCUGAUCCUUCUUUGUCUUCUUCAUGAACUCAUUUUGAAUCACGACCCAGUUUAAUUCCUUUUGUAAACAAUUCUAACAUUCUCUGAAGUAGAAGAAAGUAGGUAUGAGAUUCUUGAGAAGCUUGUCGAAUCAAUGGGAGAACUAAUGGGAAGUAAUGGGUUGGUCUCCGAUUCAGAGAAAGCUUCUGAGACUAGAUUGGUUCAUGCACCCUAUGGUUCUGUUGUCCUUGGUGGAACCUUUGACCGUUUGCAUGAUGGUCAUCGAGCUCUUCUGAAGGCAGUGGCAGAGCAUGCCAAGGAUCGGGUGGUUGUGGGGAUUUGUGAUGGACCAAUGCUGAUCAAGAAAGAGUUGGCAGACAUGAUUGAGCCCAUCGAGAAGAGAAUGAAAGCCGUAGAGGAUUACAUCAAGUCCAUCAAACCAGGAUUGAAGGUGGAAAUGGAAGCUAUAAUGGAUCCUUAUGGCCCAUCAAUUGUUGAUGACAAAUUGGAUGCUAUUAUUGUCAGCAAAGAAACGUUGGUUGGAGGAAUAUCUGUUAACAAGCGAAGAGCUGAAAAGGGUCUGCCACAAUUGAAGAUUGAGGUAGUGGAUCUUUUGCCUGAAGAAAAGAGUGGUGAAAAGCUUAGUUCAACUGCAUUGAGGAAACUAGAGGCUGAGAAAUCCAAGUUGCAGAGGUGCACUGUCAGGGAGAAUCAAAUAACUUGAUGAUGUAUGUUGAA